AUGGAACCAUUCUCAGACAAUACUCAUGUUCAGAACUUUAAACAACAACUUGCUAUGGACCAGGCUACGAGUAAUUGCAAUGGUAAAAUAUGGUUAUUUUGGAACUCAGAUGUUGAUUGCAAAGUAGUAGAGGAGGAUGAACAACAAAUUACUUGUGAAAUUAUUCAUAAUGAGCUGCAAACUCAAUUCACUACCACAUUUAUUUACGCCAAAUGCAAGGACCAUCUUAGAAGAUCUCUCUGGGACAGAAUGCUUCAUCAUGCCAAUGGUACAACCAACUCUCCUUGGUGUGCAGUAGGGGACUAUAAUGUUAUCACUUCUAUGGAUGAAAAAUUAGGAGGGGUGCCUUACAACAUGAGGAAAAGUUUAGAGUUCAUAGCUGUAAUUGAGGCGUGUGGGCUGCUGGAUCUGGGCUUCAGUGCACAGAAAUAUACAUGGUCUAACAAUAGGGGUAUAUACAACAGGGUGUGGAAACGAUUAGACAGGGCAAUGGUAAAUGACUCUUGGCUGGAAAAAAUGCCUCAAACAACUAUCAUUCAUCUCCCUUCAGUGGGAUCUGAUCACUGCCCCCUAUUGAUGGAAAUGAAGGCUAGAUCAUUCUGGGAAAGGGAAUUGGAGGGCAACAGUAUGUGGAGGUUCCACCAGAAAUUCAAAAGAUUGGCUGGCACUCUUAGCUCUUGGUCCAAGGGACAAUUUGGAGACAUCUUUACCAAUGUCAAGGAAUAUGAAAAUAAAGUCAAAGUUGCUGAGGAAAAUUUUAUUCAGAACAAUACAGAGGGGAACAGAUCUGCCCUACAUGAGCUGAAUGCAGAAUACAUCAGAUUUCUAAAGAUGAAGGACUCUAUACUUAAACAAAAAACCCAACUCCAAUGGUUUAGAGAAGGCGACAACAAUACUAAAUACUUCCACUCAUUGAUAAGAGGGAGAAGAAGGAGACUUUUUAUACACAGAAUCCUAAAGGAGGAUGGGGACUGGCUACAAGGUGAUGAGAAUAUUGCAGAUGCAGCUUGUGAUCACUUUCAACAAAUCUUCACAGGUGAAGAUAAGAGCAUCAAUGCAGGGCCUCUUGAUUGCCUCCCUAGAAUGAUUAAUCAAGAGGACAAUGAUACACUGACUGCCAGGCCUACUUUGGAAGAAUUAAAAGAGGUGGUUUUUUCCAUGAAACUGAAUUCAGCAGCUGUUCCAGAUGGCAUGAAUGGCUGGUUUUUCCAGAAAUGCUGGCAGAUCAUCAAACACGACCUGCUAGAAGUCAUCCUAGCCUUUUUCAGUGGGCAGAUAAUCCCCAAAUAUUUCUCCCACUCAUGCAUUGUUUUGCUGCCCAAAGUGAGCAAUCCUAAUAAGCUUUCUGAAUUCCGGCCUAUCAGCUUAAGCAAUUUCACCAGUAAAAUUAUUUCAAAACUUUUAAGCCGGAGAUUGGGACCUAUCUUACCAAACUUGAUUUCCCUCAACCAAUCAGGCUUUGUCAAGGGGAGGAUCAUUUCAGAAAACAUCUUGUUAGCUCAAGAGAUCAUCCAUCAAAUUAAGAAGCCUAAUAUUAGAAGCAAUGUGGUCAUUAAACUGGAUAUGGCAAAGGCCUAUGACAGGGUCUCUUGGUCUUAUAUCUGCCUAGUAUUACGAAAAAUGGGCUUUGACUAG
Messenger RNA from Solanum verrucosum, 1635 nucleotides. RefSeq lists its product as uncharacterized. NCBI's taxonomy places the organism in Eukaryota, Viridiplantae, Streptophyta, Magnoliopsida, Solanales, Solanaceae. The transcript is spliced from 2 exons. The record is from RefSeq and is a predicted model, not a curated record. The coding region runs from base 1 to 1635 and encodes 544 amino acids.